ACUGCUCAAUUUAAUUCAGUGGCUUAGGAAAAAAAGAUCUGGUAUUAAUGGCAAUAAUUUGACGCCGCCAUCUAUGUUGCUUCGAAAUCUAACUGGUGGCCCUCUCACUCAAUCGUCUUCUUCAACUUUUUCAAAUUUCAAAUUGUCCGCGUUCUUCCCAAACAGCUACACAUUGUUUUGAAUUAAAUAGAAAAAAAAACUAGACAUUGUACAGGAGGUGGGCGUGUCCUCUUCGAACCAAAUUGAAACUCUGAGCAUCAGUUUCUCAGCUCCAUUAUCGUUCUAGACUCAUGUGAUUCAGUGCACGAAACAUGUCGCUUCUUAGCAGAUUCUUUUACAGGAGACCACCUGAUGGUUUGCUGGAAUUUGUCGAUAGAAUUUACGUUUUCGAUUCCUGCUUUUCCACUGAGGCAUUGCUUGAUGGAAUGUACCAAAUAUAUUUACAUGAAAUUAUUACCGAGUUACACGAAGAAUUCCCGGACUCUUCCUUUUUCGCAUUCAAUUUUCGUGAAGGAGAGAAACGUAGUCAAUUUGCUGAAAUUCUUUGUGAAUACGAUGUUACUGUGAUGGAUUAUCCGCGACAGUAUGAGGGUUGCCCUAUUCUUCCGGUGUCUUUGGUUCAACAUUUUCUUCGUGUCUGUGAGAGUUGGCUUUCACUUGGGAAUCAACAGAAUGUUAUCCUUCUCCACUGUGAGAGAGGAGGUUGGCCUCUCUUGGGGUUUCUUUUAGCCAGCUUUCUAAUUUAUAGAAGACUGCACAGUGGUGAACGGAAGACACUUGAAAUGGUGCAUAGAGAGGCACCCAAAGGCUUCUUACAGCUAUUGUCGCCUUUGAACCCGUUGCCAUCUCAGCUUCGUUAUGUUCAGUAUGUAGCAAGAAGGAACAUAGCUCCUGAGUGGCCUCCACCUGAGAGAGCUCUCCUAGAUUGUGUCAUUCUCAGAGCCAUUCCUAGUUUUGAUUCCCAUAAUGGAUGCAGACCCAUGAUCCGCAUUUUUGGUAGAAAUUUUCUCAGCAAGGGUGGCCUUUCUACUCAGAUGCUCUACUCCAUGCACAAGAAAAAGAAAUCUUUGAGGCACUACCGUCAGGCAGAGUGUGAUGUGAUCAAGAUUGACAUUCAAUGUUUAGUACAAGGAGAUGUGGUAUUGGAAUGUGUCCAUUUGGACUUGAAUCCUCAAAGGGAAGUAAUGAUGUUUCGCAUAAUGUUCAACACAGCAUUUAUUCGAUCCAACAUAUUGAUGCUGAAUGCUGAAAACCUGGACAUUCUCUGGGAUUCAAAGGAGCGGUACCCAAAAGGCUUCCGAGCUGAGGUUUUGUUUGGGGAGGUUGAAACCAUAUCUCCUCCAAAAGCCCCAACAACUGUGUUAAAUGGCGAGGAGAAAGGUGGAUUGCCAAUUGAAGCUUUUUCAAGGGUUCAAGAACUUUUUAGUGGUGUGGAGUGGCUUGACAGUGGUGAAGAUGCUGCAGUCUGGUUGCUUAAACAACUUUCUGUGUUAAAUGAUGUCAAAGAGCUAUCAAGGUUGCAAGGUAAGUCAAGUUGGUACUCAUCACCUGCUGACUCUGAAGAUGAAAAUAAUGAAUCAAGCACUGCUGAUAGUUCAGAUGAAGCCUUUGAGCAUAAGUCUUCUACUGAUAUUUCAAAGUUAUUGGCACCUGACAACCCUCAUUCAAUCCAUUUAGAUUUUGAAAGUGAUGGUAGAAAUAAUGUACAUCUUACUUCAGAACCUCCAGAUCCAUCGACUGAAACUGUUCCACUGUCUCAUCAUGCUCUUAGUAAUGAAUAUCCUCACAAUUCAUCUCCAUCAUCACCACCGUCACCACCUCCUCCACAUCUUUCUAAAAUCAGUGGAGAUCCUUCCACAUCUUCUACAUCAUCAUCAGCAAAUUGCAAGGGCCCAAUACCGCCCCCUCCUCCACCUCCUCCACCCCCAUUUGUCUCUUGCAAAACUUUGCCACCAUCCCCACCAACCCUACCAAUCCACUUCAAUCAACAAACCUUGCUGCCGCCUCCUCCUCCUCCCCCACCACCUCUCCCACCCACAAUAGGGAGUAAAAUUAACGAGGUGCCGCAGAAAUUGCUGCCGCCACCACCGCCUCCUCCACCACCAAUGCCACUGGCACUAUUAAACAUUUCAACUUCAUAUAAUACUAAGCCCCUUCGAGUAGCAAGACCUCCUCCACCACCACCUCCUCCUCCCUCUACUUCUGCCCUAGCUCAUAAUGCUCCUAGACCACCUCCACCACCUCCUAUGGCAAAACUGCCAAAUGCACCUCCUCUACCACCACCACCUAGUCAAGGCACAAUACCACUUGCACCUUUACGACCAAGUCAAGCUCCACCUCCACCACCUAGCAAAAGUGCAAUGCAUCCUUCACCUUCCCCUCCUCCUCCACCAGCACCUACUCGAGGCACAUUGCCACCUCCCCCUCCUCCACCACCACCACUUGGCCGAGGUGCAAUGCCACCUCCACCUCCACCUCCUCCACCGCCGCCACUUGGUCGUGACACAAAGCCACCUCCACCACCACCUCGUCAAGGUGCAACACCUCCUCCACCUCCACCACCACCUUUUCGAAUUGCAGCACCUCCCCCACCUCCACCUCCUGGUCAAGGUGCAGCACCUCCCCUACCUCUAGUACCUAGUCAGGGUGUGGGUGCACCACCUCCCCCUCCCCCUCUAGUAUCUAGGGGAUCUAAUGUGCCACUGCCACCACCACCCACUGCCAAAGGCAAGCCUUCUUUAGCAUCAACAAAUAUUGGAAGAGGUCGAGGUUCUAGUGGGACUGCUAAUGCCCCUAAGAAAGCUUCAUUAAAGCCCCUACAUUGGGUGAAAGUUACACGAGCAAUGAAAGGGAGUCUAUGGGCUGAUUCAGAGAAACAAGAUAAUCAAUCAAGGCCCCCUGAAAUUGAUAUAUCAGAACUCGAGAGUCUGUUUUCAGCAGCGUCUGCUUCUGAUGUGAGCAGUACUAAAGGUGCAGGUCGGCGAGGUUCAAAUAUCAAUAAACCUGAGAAAGUUCAAUUGAUUGACUUGCGAAGAGCUUAUAAUUGUGAGAUAAUGCUCUCUAAAAUCAAAAUUCCUUUGCCAGACAUGCUUAAUGCAGUUCUGGCAUUAGAUUCUUCUGCUUUAGACAUUGAUCAGGUUGAGAAUCUUAUUAAGUUCUGCCCCACAAAGGAAGAAAUGGAAAUGUUGAAGAAUUACGCUGGGAACAAGGAAAUGCUUGGAAAGUGUGAACAGUUUUUCAUGGAGCUGAUGAAGGUUCCACGAGUAGAAGCUAAAUUACGAGUUUUUGCUUUUAAAAUCACCUUUUCUAGUCAGGUGAAUGAUUUGAGAUUAAAUUUGAACACAAUCAAUUAUGCUGCUAGGGAGGUGAAAGAAUCUUUGAAGUUGCGUCAAAUAAUGCAAACUAUUCUUACUCUGGGUAAUGCCUUAAAUCAGGGAACAGCACGAGGAUCUGCAGUAGGAUUCAAAUUAGAUAGCCUUCUUAAAUUAUCUGAUACUCGUGCGAGGAAUAACAAAAUGACUUUGAUGCAUUAUUUGUGUAAGCUUCUUUCUGAGAAAAUGCCAGAAUUGCUAGAUUUUGGCAAGGAUCUUGUUCAUUUGGAAGCAGCUUCAAAGAUCCAACUAAAAGCAUUGGCUGAAGAGAUGCAAGCGGUUAGUAAAGGUCUGGAAAAAGUUGAGCAAGAACUUACUGCUUCAGAAAAUGAUGGUGUCAUAUCUGCAGGCUUCCGUAAGGUGUUGAAGAAUUUUCUUGAUAUUGCUGAAGCUGAAGUGAGGUCACUCAUAUCAUUGUAUACUGAAGUGGGAAGAAAUGCAGAUUCUUUGUCCCAGUACUUUGGGGAGGAUCCAGCUCGGUGCCCCUUUGAGCAAGUGACUCAAAUCCUGGUUGUCUUCGUGAAGAUGUUCAACAAAUCAAGGGAGGAGAAUGAAAGGCAGGCAGACGCCGAAAAGAAGAAAUUAGAGAAAGAAGCCAUGAAAGAACAGCGAACACCUGUAAAUACAAAUUUAAAAAAAGAUGUACACUAGAUAAUUGUGGAGAAGAAAGAGGCACUAAACUUUGGGCUCACCUUAAAAUGCUUAUAGUUCAUGCCCGUUUUCAUGAGAUUUGGAAGUCGGAUCUAUUCCUUCUGAGAGGAGACGGAGUAGAGAAUACUUCCUCAUAAUCAGAUCACCAUUUACUUCCCCAUUUGCUGGUAAAUGGGAUGUACGAGCAAGCUGUUUUUCUGAUGUAAUUAUGCUACAAGCCAGCCUUUUUAUAGCAAAGUCAUCAUGUUAGCCCUCUAAAUUAGAGGCUCAUUUUUUUUUAUAUUACAUUACUUGUACUUGCUAAUCUGAAGAUAACAAAUGCUCGAUUUGUAA
This is a messenger RNA of Prosopis cineraria, 4355 nucleotides long. Its product is annotated as formin-like protein 14. Lineage: Eukaryota; Viridiplantae; Streptophyta; Magnoliopsida; Fabales; Fabaceae. The record is from RefSeq and is a predicted model, not a curated record.